AUGGUGGCCGACCAUUUGACCGUUCGCAACCUCACCUCAACCCCUAUUACCCUGAAACGCAUUGAGCGGUUUCGUCCCCACGAAAAACCCCGCGAUGACAUUCAGUCCCUAGCGAAGAACUUCACCCGGCUUGUGGCUAAUGUCACCACCAAUGUCACCCGUGCGGCUGGGCCCGUCGCCUCCCUCGGCGAUGAUACAAAGCCAUUUGAGCACAAGGAUGUUAAUAUUCGCGUCGAGCCGUUCAAGGCUGUCAAGACUGAACUGCGCACCUUCAUUGAUUCGGACAAAGAGCGUCUGCGCUGGGUCUUUGAGGUAGAGGGGGAGAAGCACCAAAUCCAAACUCCUGUACCCACCAAGGAGUCUGCCACAAUGAAGGCGCUGUGUGAAAAGCCGAAGUUUAAACUCACCGGCGUAUAUGUCACGCCCGAGUCCCACCUCGCCAUCUAUUCCUCAGCCAACCUGAAUGCUUGGAUGAGGGAACUGAAGGAUAACACCUUGGUUUCCUCUCUCUCUAUUCCCGGCACUCAUAACUCUCCCACCUGCCAUGUGGCACCCCCGUCUGUUCGCUGCCAGGCAGUCAGUCCCAAAGAACAGCUUCAAAACGGCGUACGGUUUUUCGAUAUCCGCGUACAGCCGCAGUAUCCCAAUGAUCCCGCGAAGGAUGAUCUAAUUCUAGUUCACAGCGUGUUCCCGAUCUCCUUGACGGGAAACAAAUACUUUCGGGAUCUGAUGCGCGAAGUGGACGAUUUCCUUCAACACAAUCCAUCUGAAACGCUCAUCAUUUCCCUCAAACGUGAAGGCCCCGGAGAGCAUACGGAUGAACAGCUAGGUCGCAUUCUGCACGAUCAUUACGCACGCUCCGAAAGCAACUGGUAUACGCAACCCAAGAUUCCAACGCUGGGUGAGGUGCGCGGAAAGGUCGUCCUCCUGCGCCGAUUCAACAUCGCACAGAAUCUGAAGGAGGCGCAUGGUGGACGUGGUUGGGGCAUCGACGCCAGCGCCUGGGCUGACAACUGUGCCAAUGCGACCUGCGCAAGCGGGCAAGUUUGUAUUCAGGAUUUCUACGAAGUCCAGGAAACACAGAACAUCGGGCAAAAGGUGAAAUACGUCACUGAACAUUGCGAACGGGCUGGCAAGUCUUGCUACCCAUUCGGGGUGCUUCCGGGCCCAAAAGCGACUAGUGCUCACCCAUUCUAUAUCAACUUCCUGAGUGCGAGCAACUUUUGGAAGCUCGGAACUUGGCCGGAGAAGAUUGCUGCCAAGCUGAACCCGGCUACAGUUGACUAUCUCUGCCGAAAGCAUUGCGAGAAAGACGGCGAUUGGUCCACUGGCAUCCUUGUCACGGACUGGGUCGGAUUAGAUGGUGAUUGGGACCUUGUGCGCUGCAUUGUCGGCAUGAACGCACGGUUGAAGCUAAGACAGGAAGUCCAUGAAAAAGAGGCGAUCAAGAAGAAGAACGCGGAGGAACAAAAAAAGAAGCAGGAACAGGAGGGAAAGAACAAUCACGAGAAGAAUGAGAAGAAGGGUAACGAACAGAAUGGAAAUGAUUCCAAGGGAAAUGAGAAGAAAGACGACCAUCAGAAGAACGAAAAGAAUGGAAACCACGAGAAGCAUGAGAAACAUGAAGAGUCCAAGAAAUAA
Aspergillus melleus is the source of this 1641-nucleotide messenger RNA. RefSeq names its product phosphatidylinositol-specific phospholipase C. The record is from RefSeq and is a predicted model, not a curated record. Gene Ontology annotation, molecular function: phosphoric diester hydrolase activity. Gene Ontology annotation, biological process: lipid metabolic process. Lineage: Eukaryota; Fungi; Ascomycota; Eurotiomycetes; Eurotiales; Aspergillaceae. The transcript has a single exon. Bases 1 to 1641 code for a protein of 546 amino acids.